AUGUCCAAAUUUUUGGGACUUUUUAUUUUCAUUUUCUCCGCCAAAGCUUUUGCGGGCAAUUUGAAUUCGAAUUUAACCGCCCCUGCGGCGUUUGGAAUCGACACAACGUGGCCGAUUGAUGCCAACCAGGCCAGUUGUUUCGCCCGGGCCGGAUACAAAGCCGGCUUCUUUCGGAUCGCCAGCCGCGGAGAGACGGAUCAGACUGGCAUCACUAAUGUACUCAAAUUUUAUGAUGGUAAGGAAGUGAUGUUCACUAGAAUAAUAAAAUCGUUGAAAAAAUGAUUAAAAGUAUCCGUUCGUCGGGAAAAUAAUCGACAUAAAUUUUGGCAAUUUUACUGGCUAUUAAUGGCCCCGCUUUUCAGCAAGCUUGGCAUUUGAAGUUUAUGUGACGCCCAGCCCCCUAGGCUACGCAGAUCGUCAAUUCGAGCAGGCCUACGAGUUUGCGCGCCUAAACAAUUUGAAUUUGAAUCGCUUGUGGCUUCAGAUCACGUCGCCCAUUCAAUGGGAUCGGCGUCAGAGUGCGAAUGUCCGGUUUAUCAACGACUUUGUGAGGGCUGGAAAGGUGAGAGACUUUUUUGUUUUUUAUUGGGCAGUUUAUUAUCAGUCGGGAAAAUAAUGUGGAUUCGUCGCGCUUAGGAAUCUCCUAUCAUCACUUUGCGGCGGCUGGUGGUUUGGCGCGUUGUUGCGAGAAGUUUUCCAAAUCCACAUUAUUUUCCCGACAGAUUGAUAGCCCGUCCGAAACGUCGCUGGAGUGAUUUUUGCGACAAAACAAAAGUUCACCUUGCACUGUGCAAAAACAAACGUUCAGUUUGCACCGUGCAAACGGCUUUUUUGGCUGUCUCCGGCGACAUGCACUGUGCAAAAACAAAAGUUCAGUUUGCACCGUGCAAAGGGCUUUUUUCGGCUGUUUCCCGCGACAUGCACUGUUUAAAAACAAAACUUCAUGCCGCACCGUGCAAUUUCCUGCUUUUUUGCACAGUGCAAACGGCUUUUUUUUGGCUGUCGCACUCUGACUUUUUCCGCACAGUGCAAACGCCAAAAAUCACUCCAGCGACUUUACGAAAGACUUGUAAUUCAAUUUUCGGCAUAAAAAAUCAAAAAAUGUUUUGAUGGUGUCAAGACUUAGAUAGUCGAGGUCUAAUGAGGCCCCUAACUUGCCCUCUACUCCUAGUAUUCACUAGCCCUAAUAACCCGGAGACCACAACUAGAGAAUUCUAGUUGAAAAACUGCGAACACACGGAUUGACUCCAUUUAGCUUCGACCACCACCGCACUGUGUCAAAGGGACUUCCAACAAAUACAAAUAUAGGUUUAUUUCCCAAAACGAAUGACCGAAAAGCGAUCGGUCUAUUACAUUUAUAUCAAAAUAUUCGUCGGUCUAUGCUAAUUUCUGGGAAUUCUUCACGGAAUCGUGACAAUGGCAAAAAUUUUAGAUAUGAUUUUUUUGACAAAAGAAUUUUAUCAAAGUCGCCGAUUGUCUCUGGAAUUCAACGCAAACAGGUUCCAUAGAUAACGUACCAAUUGCCCGUGGGUGAUAAGCAAACAAUGAUGAUUGAUCGCAAAACCAAAGCCGCAGAGUGCAAAUUCUCAGGACUUUUUGCCGCAGGAAUUUUUUGACAUUAUAUCUCUCUUCAAAAACAAAUAUUUUUUUGUGAAGAUAUACAGGGUGUACCAAAAAAAUGGAAACUUGUUUUUAUAGCUAUAUUUUUUCGGAGAAUCAAAAUUCAGCAAAAGUAACGGUCAUUAUUGGUAACAUAGAGCAUUGUUUAUAACAUGUUCAACCUGUUUCACAGUGGCUGCCUUUGGUGGCGAUAUAGAGCUCCAAACGUGACGUAAAAUUUUGGGCUCCGGGCCGCAGCUUUUUAAGGGGGAAAUCGGCCCCGUUCUUGGCGCAGCAUUUACUUUGCGACCCCAAACUUUCGUGGAGCAUAGUACAGGUGCUGGCCUUCUACUUAAAAAAAAUAUAGUCCAUUGGAUUCAGAUCCGACGAGCGGGCGGCCAUUUCGCAGACGGGUUAAAAUCGGGAAAAUCGGUCCCAUUUCGGGUCCUGAGUCGAUUUUGCCCUGUGAGCCGGCGCUGAGUCCUGUUGGAACGCCAAGUUUGCAUUGCCAAGGUUCUGCUGAGCUGACGGAAGCACGACAAAAUAGAAAUUAACGCGGCGCUAGUAUUUUGCCCCAUUGAUUCACGAAAAACAUGGAUUUCUUGCCGCUGGCACAAAUUCCGCCUUAAGCAAUGACGGCCCGGAAUUUGGCGGUAUUCGACGAUGGCCAACAGGCUAGGAGCUUCAUUGAAGCAGAUUCUAUCGUUUUGGUGGUUGCGUAUCCGCCAAAUAUUGAACCGCGAACUGAAUGCGCUCACGUCUCGGAGCUGCGGCCCGCCCCUUUGACUUUCCGACAUUUUUGUGCCGUACGCACUUUCUCUCGACUUUAAAGAUCUGAAUUUUUUAGAGCUUGUAUAACAUGAGAUUGAUCUCGUCUUUGGCUAUUCGGCCGACCGAUCGGUCGCUGAUGUCAGUCUCAAGGGAAAGUUUUUCUUGAAAAUCGCGGAUUUUGCUGUUGGGGAUCUUCCGGUUGAAAGAAGCGCUGGCGGUGCGUUUUCUUUCACUUCCUGGGCGCUUACUAUCCGUGUCAAGCUCCUUGCGCCGCGUGAUUACUUUUGACACAACGUUCUUUCUAUACCGAGAAAAUUAACUGUUCGAACAGCUCCAAAAACAAGUCCAAAAUCGAGGUCCCUUCGUUUGAAGUUCAGAAAAACAGGUCGAUUAAUCGAUAUGGGCAUAAAAAUCAAACCACUAGGACAGAAAAACACAGAGAAUUUUGUAGUAAUAAACUUCUUUGGCUACACCUAACCAUUUUUGCGUCAGGACCCAUGAAAAAAAGUUUCCAUUUUUUUGGUACACCCUGUAAUUCAAAAUUAUGCAAUUUUUUGUAAGAAAUCGCAAGUCUGAGCGUAGGGCUUUGAGCACUUCCCCUGUAGAUUUUCCGACGCUACGACUUUUCGGGUCACCGACAGUUCGGGUCGACGAUACCAAGGACAGUGUCGUAUCAGCUCGUAUUUCACCUAAAUGUGUAAAAAUUUCAGUCUCGCAACGUCCGCAUCGGCUUCUACACCAACUGGUACGACUACGAAGAGAUCACCGGCAAUUCGCGCGCCAUCGACUCCGCCGACCUCUGGUACUGGCAUGUGCUCGGGGGCGGGGCGAACGGCGAGACCGCUCGCGAUUUCAAUGACUUCCGCUCCUUCGGCCCAUUCCUUCAGUAUCCCCUCGUGAAGCAGUAUGGGAUCGGAGAGAAUCCAUGCUCCGUUUCGGCGAAUCAAAAUGUCUUCGCCGCAGGCAGUUUUAAGGCCAGUGGAGCGAUGGAGAUUGGAAUGGGCGCUAGUGUAAUGGUGAAGAAAGAUGAGAGUGAGAAUAAGACGAAACAGUAG
Molecule: messenger RNA, 3425 nt
Organism: Bursaphelenchus xylophilus (pine wood nematode)
Lineage: Eukaryota; Metazoa; Nematoda; Chromadorea; Rhabditida; Aphelenchoididae
Source: the annotation of a GenBank genome assembly